AAUGUGUGUGCAACUGUGUUUUGUGUCCUGUCGGCUCUGUUGGAAGUCAUGGCAGGUCCUGAUCUGAUAAAAACUCUUCUGUACACCGUCAAUAAUCUACUGCAGCAGGAGAAGUACAAAGCGGCAUUGGCCGUGUUGAAAGGAUUCAGAAAUGGUGCCGUAUAUGGGGCCAAAAUCAGAGCUCCUCAUGCUCUUGUAAUGACAUUCCUAUUCAGAAGUGGCAGUUUGAGGGACAAGCUCAGAGCCAUUUUGAAGGCCACGUACACCCAUUCCCGCAACCUGGCCUACUUUGUGUUCACAUACAAAGGGCUGCAAGCCCUGCAGGAGAAGUGCCAGGGAAAGAGUUUGCAGUCUCACUCCUUUCUGGCCGCCUGUGUUGGCGGGUGGUUAGUGUUUGGAGAUAACAACAACAUCAACAGCCAGAUCAACAUGUAUUUGCUGUCAAGGAUCCUGUUCGCCCUGUCUCGGCUGGCUGUAGAGAAAGGAUUCAUCCCCCAGCCUAAACACGAUCCUUUCCCCCUCUUUGCAACGCUGGUGUGGGGCAUUGUGUUGUGGCUGUUUGAAUAUUACCCUCACACCCUCCAGCCCUCCCUGCAGUCCUCAAUGAACUACCUCUACCACGACAGCAAUGUGUGGCACGACAUAACGGACUUCCUUGUUUAUAAUAAACCAAGGACUGCUCCUUAGACAUAUUGUUUUUCAGUAUGGACCAGCCCUUUACAACACAUGAUUUGCAUUCUUAUUUUUUGUAAUUAUUAAUAUUCCAUAUAUGAUUGAAUAUUGCCUUUUUAAAUUAUUAGCUAAUGUUUUUUUUGUAGGAUUUUGUUUUAAUACAUAGACAUAAAUAGAUACCUUGUGUGUCAAAUCAUUAAAAUUCCUUUCUUAUUUAACAAAAUCUGCCUUAAAUCUAUAUCUACUCAACAUGGUUGUUUGUCUGCUGAUAUUUUUGGGUGAUUGUACAUUUGUCUGAUUUUAAUUUAUAUGGUUGUCUCACUUUAUUGAACUGCUUCAAAAUAAAAGACAAAAUGAUGUUCGAUGCACAA
This is a messenger RNA of Eleginops maclovinus (Patagonian blennie), 1043 nucleotides long. It is a transcript of the gene pxmp4, whose product is annotated as peroxisomal membrane protein 4. Gene Ontology annotation, cellular component: peroxisomal membrane. Lineage: Eukaryota; Metazoa; Chordata; Actinopteri; Perciformes; Eleginopidae. The transcript has 4 exons. The record is from RefSeq and is a predicted model, not a curated record. The coding region runs from base 49 to 687 and encodes 212 amino acids.